GGAAGCUUAGUAGACGUGGAGGUUACCACGUACUUAAAUCAGCCGUGUAAUUACACAAUUAGAAGUGCUCUGCUAUAUAAAUAACAUUCUUCUCUGCUUACAUUCAGUAUCUUCGGAAAACUGACGUCUCAAUUAGAAUGCCUGGACUGUUAGCAGCUGAAAAAAUUUCUGACAUUGCACAACAUUCAAAUCAUCAUGAUAACGAUUUUACUUUUGAAAGUUUGAACUGUAGCGAUGGUCGUUCACACGACGAAUCAUCGAAUGAUCUCCAUACUGAAAUUCAUCAUACACUUCGGGCGGAUCAUAAUGGUUUAACACAGAAAAAACUAUCGAAUUUAAAGGAAGACGAAGAAGAUAUUUCAGCAUUUUUGUUGUCUUUGCAAAGUUUACUUUCAAAAUACUCAAUAUACAAUUCUAGUAAAGCACCAGCAUCGCCUGUAAGCUCCGGUGGUAUACAGCAGCUACUAACAAGAAAACUUGGGAAAAAAACUGACCACGAUAAUGAUGAUUUUAGUUUCAUGCAAAAAAUCAAAUCUUUUUAUUUUAAAGAUUGCUCAACAGUCAAAUUUAAUGAAAGUACAAAUGAAGGCGAUGGAAAUAUUAUUCAGUUUUUGCCCGUUGAUAUGAAGCUUCACAUAUUUUCAUACCUCGAUGCAAGAUCACUUUGUCUAGCUUGUUGCGUUAGUCAAGAAUGGAAUCUGUUGGGCAGCCAUGAUCUCUUAUGGAAAAAGUUACUUCAUCAGGAUAGUAAACAUUGGACACAAAUAUCUCAUACAACAAAUCCACAGAUGUACCAGGAAGUGAGCUCUGAUUGGUCCCAAAAAGAAAUCUAUUUGAAGUGCUCUCCUGAGGUACACAAACAGCUUCACCACCCAAAUACUACAUUCCACAAUGUGACUUCUAUGUUCAAAUAUUUGAUGCCUAAGAAAGUACCAAAAGUAGCUAUGUUUGGACCUGGCUUAGAGCAGUCAACAAGUAGCAUUGUUCGACAAAUGUUGUAUGAAAAUAACUCCACGUUUACCAGAGUUGCAAUGUUCCCUGGGCAAUUUGAUGGUGUUGGGGGUGGAAUGACUUUGAAAUUACAAACCGGCCAUUCCCUUCAUUUAUCAGUUUUGUAUUCAGCUUCUAAAAAUGAAAGAGAAAAUAGGAAUGCUCAGGAAAGAGUUGACAAAAACAAGAUGUUUCAGAAACAAUUGGAAGGAGAAGAAUCCAAUUAUGAGCUGAAGACUCAGAUAAAACACUUCUGUCAAAUCUUGGAUGGCUUCAUUUUUGUUGUUGAUGCAUCCGAGACAAAAGAAUCAGUUGCCAGUGCUAGACAUGAGCUAAUGGCUAUGAUAAAAGAACGUCGAACUGCACCACAUGUACCGGUGUUGAUACUAUCAUGUGUUAAAAAUGAUGAAAGAUCUGGGCUGCCAGUGAGAGAUAUAGUAGAGCUCCUUAAUUUGUCAACUAUUUCACAGCCCUGGAUGGUUAUCAACUGUGUUUCUGAAACUUUGAAGUCCGUGGAUACAGGAAUUAUCUGGCUUAUAGACCAAUCUCAAUUCAGAUAAGGAUUCUGAUGUGAAGAUGUUUGUUAAUGGAAUUCAUGUCUAUCCUCCAUCUUUGUUUUUUUAGUAGAGAAUUAUAUACUGGAAAUAACUGUCAAUUUUGUAAAUGUGUAUAGUAUCCUGUUUGAUGUUUCUGUACAUAUAAAUUUAAAGUACUGCUGCAGGCCAGGGCAUUUAUUGCAAUGUACAUUAUGUAUAUCUUGAUCAAAUAAACAAA
This is a messenger RNA of Physella acuta, 1764 nucleotides long. Its product is annotated as F-box only protein 4-like. Gene Ontology annotation, molecular function: GTPase activity; protein binding; GTP binding. The record is from RefSeq and is a predicted model, not a curated record. Gene Ontology annotation, cellular component: SCF ubiquitin ligase complex. Gene Ontology annotation, biological process: protein polyubiquitination; SCF-dependent proteasomal ubiquitin-dependent protein catabolic process. Lineage: Eukaryota; Metazoa; Mollusca; Gastropoda; Physidae.